Salvelinus fontinalis (brook trout) is the source of this 3697-nucleotide messenger RNA. RefSeq names its product ubiA prenyltransferase domain-containing protein 1-like. Gene Ontology annotation, molecular function: prenyltransferase activity. Gene Ontology annotation, biological process: menaquinone biosynthetic process; vitamin K biosynthetic process. The record is from RefSeq and is a predicted model, not a curated record. Gene Ontology annotation, cellular component: Golgi membrane; endoplasmic reticulum. NCBI's taxonomy places the organism in Eukaryota, Metazoa, Chordata, Actinopteri, Salmoniformes, Salmonidae. The transcript has 3 exons. The coding region runs from base 264 to 1310 and encodes 348 amino acids.
UGUGUUUCUAACGGCGCCUAUUUACGUCUGCACUCACUCAAGAGGGUUGGACGAAAUGUCGUCCGUCAGGGUUAACUGUGAUCAACCAGUGAAAUAUUCUCGAAAUUGACACGUAGCAAGUUUAUCAAGGAGUAGGGUCAGCCCUGUGGUUAGGUAGCAGUCACAUAUAUCUGUUGUUACAUGGCGUGAAAUAGUUUAUCAGAUAACGGAUACAUAAAACAGGUUUACCUUCUGUUUCUUUGUUUGUGGAACCUGGCAGAGGUAUGGCUGUGGGGCAGAAACCAAGCAGUGCAGAGACAUUUGUUUUGGCUGGAUUGAAUGGACAUAGUGAGACAAGGCACACCGGUUUGAAUGACACUGUGCAGAAUCACACCGCUGACCAACGAAGUUCGGGGAGGGCCAGAGUCGCGUCUGACAUGAGGUACAAGUGUGCUGCUUAUGUGCUGGCCCUGCGGCCGUGGAGUUUCAGCGCCUCCCUCACACCGGUGGCUCUGGGCAGUGCCCUGGCCUACAAGCUGGAGGGCUCUGUGGACUUGGUCAUCCUCAUGGUGUGUGCUGUGGCAGUGCUGGUGGUGCACGGGGCAGGGAAUCUGGUUAACACUUACUAUGACUUCUCCAAAGGGAUCGACCACAAGAAGAGCGACGAUAGGACUCUGGUGGAUGAGAUCCUGGCGCCGCAGGACGUGGUCAUGUUCGGAGCGCUGCUCUACUCUCUGGGCUGCUUGUGUGCCACCCUGCUCUACUUUCUCUCCACGUUGAGGAUGGAGCAUCUGGCCCUUAUUUAUUUUGGAGGGCUCUCCAGCUCUUUUCUGUACACGGGAGGCAUUGGUCUUAAGUACGUGGCCCUGGGGGACGUGGUGAUCCUGAUCACUUUUGGCCCCCUGGCGGUCAUGUUUGCCCACGCCGUGCAGGUGGGCUACCUGUCUGUCCUGCCUCUGGUCUACGCCGUUCCCCUGGCCCUCAACACAGAGGCUAUCCUACACAGCAACAAUACCAGGGACAUGGACUCUGACAAACAGGCGGGCAUCGUCACUCUGGCCAUUCUCAUCGGGCCCACGCUGUCCUACAUCCUCUUCAACCUCCUGCUGUUUGUCCCUUAUGUGCUCUUCUGCAUCCUGGCCACCCACUACACCAUCAGCAUGGCCCUGCCCCUGCUCACGCUGCCCAUGGCCUUCCCCCUGGAGAGGCAGUUCCGCAGCCAGUGCUAUUCCAAGAUCCCCCAAAAGACAGCCAAGCUCAACCUCCUGAUGGGACUUUUCUAUGUCUUUGGGAUCAUUCUGGCACCUCAAGGCAGCUUACCGCUACUGUGAUUGAAUUGUAGCUUCUUUUAUAGCUUUUUUGUUGUUGUUGAAAUGCAGACUAGUUUAUGUACAUCUUUGUAUUUGUAAUUAUUUACUUGAGUUCAAAGGCUUUAAUGGAUUGUCUAAUUUAUACAUCCAGAGAAACAGUUUAGUUACUCUUCUUUAAUACUGACAGAUAUAACCAGAUGCGUAACUGGUCCAUUAUUUUGCGUAGUUCUGUGUAUCGAUUGAAGUCUGAGGUGUGUUCAGACUCAUUUGGUAUAAGACUACAGUACAGAGGACAUUUCAAGUCCUGAUGCCUCAAAAUGAGGACAGACAUUGAAGAAACGGUUGCCAUGGGUUGCGGCGGGCCCUCAUACUUGCUACCGGUGAUGCAAUUCUUCAAAAUGUCAAUAAACCAAAUCUAAACCAUUUAAUCUCUGUAAAUUGAAAUUAAAUGUCAGUUUUUUUUGGUUAUGUUAGGACAAUAGCCUGAGUUAUUAGUCAGGGUUUGAGGUUAAAAUUAUGAAUUGCAAUAGUGUUUUUAUUUAUAGGGGUAUGAGAUGGUAGCCUUGUAAUUAUCAGGUUUUGCAGUCAAGGUUUGGGAAUUUCCAUUUUAUUUUGUUAGACAGAGGAGUGCAACCAAUAAUCGAUCCAGUCUAUAAACAAAUACAAAUUAAUGUACAUGGAAAUGCACCCAAAUGUUCCAAAUCUCAGCCUAAUUUGCAUCGGACCAGUUAGGGAUCUUUUACAUUUAAUAGUAAAAUUCUAUGUUUUGGAAAGUUAUGUAUUCAUUAAGAAAUGACAUCUAUUGUCUUUGUCUUUCUUGUUCCUCACAUAAUGACAUUUCAAAUUGGGUUGUCAUAAGAGAAAAGAAAUAGACUGCAAAAAAUGUAAUGUUUUUAUUUAUUUACUUCAGGUUCUUGCUGUUAGAAUUUGAUAUUGAAAUAAUUUGGACUAUUUCAGAGAAGACUAUAGUUUUACAUUUUUUAAAAAGGUUUUGAAAUAUGCAUUGUAAAUGGGUCCAGUGCCCAUACUCUGCCACAGCUUUCUGUUGAGCUCUAAACUUCAGGUUUGAAUAAGACCUCAAUUCACCAAUUGGAGCCAGUGCUUAUCAUUAGAUAUGCAAGCCCACAGUAUUAAUCCUCUGGAAGCCAGGAGGUUUUGUUCCCCCUCGGGCUUAUGCAUUGGAGAUCUUCAUGGGCUAUACUCAGCCUUGUCUCAGGGUAGUAAGUUGGUGGUCUGUUGUUAUCCCUCUAGUGGUGUGGGGACUGUGCUUUGGCAAAGUGGGUGGGAGUAUUGUCGGAUGGAGCCACAGUGUCCCCUGAGCCACCCCUGUCUAAGCCUCCAGUAUCUAUACUGCAAUAGUUUAUGUGCCAGGGGGCUAGGUCAGUCUGUUAUAUCUGGUGUAAUUCUCCUGUCUUAUCUGGUGUCCUGUGUGAAUUUAAGUAUGCUGCCUCUAAUUCUCUCUCCGUCUCGGAGGACCGGAGCCCUACGAUCAUGCCUCAGGACUAUCUGGCCCGAUGACUCCUGGCAGUCCCCAGUCCACCUGGUCGUGCUGCUGCACCAGUUUCAACUGUUCUGCCUGCGGCUAUGGAACCCUGACCUGUUCACCAGACGUGCUACCUUGUCCCGGACAUGCUGUUUUCGACUCUCUACUGCACCUGCUGUCUCGACCUCUGAAUGCUCGGCUAUGAAAAGCCAAGUGACAUUUCCUCCUGAGGUACUGACCUGUUGCACCCUCUAAAACCACUGUAAUUAUUAUUUGACCCUGCUGGUCAUCUAUGAAUGUUUGAAUAUCUUGAAGAACAAUCUGGUCUUAAUGGCCAUGUACUCUAAAUCUCCACUCAGCACAGCCAGAACAGGACUGGCCAGCCAUCAGAGCCUGGUUCCUCUAGGGUUCUUCCUAUGUUCCUGCCUUUCUAGGGAGUUUUUCCUAGCCAGUGUGCUUCUACAUCUGCAUUGCUUGCUGUUAGGGGGUUUUAGGCUGGGUUUCUGUAUAACACUUUGUGACAUCUGUUGAUGUAAAAAGGGUUUUAUAAAUACAUUUGAUUGAUUGACUUGUAUCUAUUUGUAAAUAACUUGUGUUUUAUAUGGAACAGGACUGGGACAUGACCAUUGGACUUGUCAGCCAAACUACUCAGUCUGAUGGUAAGAAUUUGCAUCAUGUUAACUUACUAAAUGUAGAAAUGCCUUUGUAGACGGUGUUGUAAAAAGCCAUACCGGUAUAACUUAAAAGAGCAAUCUGUAGUUGCUACAUAAAUGUUUUAAAACUAAUAAUUAAUAAUAUUGUACCCUUUGAUUCUUGAAGAAUAUAACUUAGAAAUGCCUCAUGAGCUUAUUUAAAUUGUUGUACCCCAUCAGAAGCCAACAUAAACAAAUGUUUGUAAAUAAAGUCAAUGUAAACCAACACUAUA